AUGUGGAAAACUCUCCGGGACUUGUGCCACAUGAUUCCCAUUUUGCUCCUGGCGAUCGCUGCGGCUUCGGCUGAGAGCUGCAACGAUGAGGGCUGUGGCGUGAACUUCCUCCAGUCCGCAUCGCGGCUUCAGCGCACGGACACGGAGGAGUAUAUUUGGCCCUCCGCGCGCGGCAGCUUUCCCUUUGUGGCCGUGGGGAAGGACUCAGGUCCCUUCCAGGUGAACACCAGCCUGGCCUGGUCUUGGCACCACCCGGAGGGCCGGUUCCAUACGCUGACCUUUGGCACCGUCCUGGACCACGAGCAGAACGUCUACCUCGCCGCCGCCGACGGGCUCCGGAAGUUCGACCCCCACGGCAAGGUGCUGUGGGAGCACAAGAGCCUGCCGGCGCACAUCAUCAACUCCCCCGCCAUCUACCAGGGGGCCGUCUAUGCCACUGACACCUUCGGGGGUGUGCGUGCGGUGGACAUGGUCACUGGCGAGAAGCUUUGGCACACGGAAAUGGGAGAGGCGGUGGGGGACGACAACGGCUUCAACGUGGUCCAUGGUGGCGUGGUGGUGACCGCUGCGGACUGGCGGGCGCCGGCGCCCACGUUUCUGAACGCGGCCAAUCAGAAGAUCCGGGCGUUGAACGCCAGCACCGGCGGGAUCCUUUGGACCUACACGCCUGACACGACGCUCUGGAACUUCCUGCCGCUGUUUCCGGAUGAUAAGACAGUGGUCUUCCAGGACAUGAGCGGCCGGGUCUACCGCCUUGGCCUCUUUGACGGUCGGGAGAUUUGGAAGGCCGGAGGUAUCAAGAACACCUGGACUGAUGGCUCGGCGGCGCUAGGCAGCAAUGGCCUGGUAUACAGCGUGAGCAACAACUGGCCUUCCCUCCUGGGAAUCACAAACCUGUCAGGGCUUGCUUCGCGGCAUUUGGAGACAAGUCCAGGCACUUUGAGUGCCUACGACCUGGACGGGAAUCUGAAAUGGAAGGUGACAACUCCGAAGCCGCCUAACAAUGCGCCUGCUGUGGGUAAGAUCCACGGAUGGGAUGGCCUGUCAGUGAUCAUGCCGAUCUGCCAGCAGGUGCAGCAAGGCGCAACUUGCGACGUGCACGCUUACGACGCGGAGAGCGGAAGGCUGCGCUGGGUCUUCAACGGGCCGACGCAGAAGGGGCUAUGGCAGGCUGCAGAUUUGGAGGGCAUUGGAGAAAGAGUGAGCUCCGGUAUCCAGAAAUGGUGCAUGCCGAAUGGCUGGAGCGCUCCGUCCAUCGGGGCCGACGGCACGGUGUACCUGGGCAGCGAGGAGGGCCCCUUCUUCGCGCUCCGAGAUGCUGACCGAGACGGCAGGGUGCUCGGGGAGCAGGAGGCAGGAGAUGCGAAAAAGAAAAAAACACGUUGCGAGUGA
Messenger RNA from Effrenium voratum, 1392 nucleotides. Lineage: Eukaryota; Dinophyceae; Suessiales; Symbiodiniaceae. The record is from the annotation of a GenBank genome assembly.